AUGGAUGUCUUCUUGUUAAGUCCUGGUUCAAUUCAUAAUAAAGAAGUUUUAACGAAAUAUAACAACGGAACAAAUGCAGCCAAUGGAAAAAUUAAUCAGGUCAAUUCGAAUAAGCAAUUAGCUAUAAGAAAUUGGUCGACAGCGAUGCCAGGGAAAAAUUUAGAAAAUUCUUGGGGAUCUAAAAGAAGUUUAAAUUAUUCGAAUCCGAAACUUCUUGUGUUUGGUAAUACGACGCAAAUGAAAAGUUCAUCGAAACAAAAUAUUUAUCAUUCGCAACACAAUCAACAAGAAAAUUCAUCGUCGCGAUCUUCAUCGACUGCAGCACCAUCGCCGUGUUUUCCGAGUAUAAAUAAUAAUAAUUCUUCUUCUCAUAAUAAUUACCAUAAUAAUAAUAAUAACGUGGAAAAUAAUCCUCCGAGUCAGAGAACGGAUCCAAAUGGUAGACGACUUCCACUUACUCCUUCAGAGGCUCUCAAAUAUUACGGAAGUCGAUUGACGGAGUAUGAAAAAAGCGAAAUAGAAAAAUAUUCAGAAAUAUGGUAUCUCGGAUUGGAUGCCUGUAAAAUCCACGGGGAAGAUUUUGAUGAUGAUUACGGAAGUUACCAUAAGGUGCUCCACGACCACAUUUCAUACCGUUAUGAAAUACUCGAGGUCAUAGGAAAGGGUAGCUUCGGACAAGUGAUAAGAGCUCUCGAUCAUAAGACUAAUCAACAUGUAGCCAUAAAGAUAAUAAGAAAUAAAAAAAGAUUUCAUCAUCAAGCAUUGAUCGAAGUUAAAAUUCUCGAUCACCUUCGUAAAAGAGACAAAUAUUCUCUUCAUAACGUGAUUCACAUGUUGGAAUAUUUUUAUUUUAGGAAUCACCUUUGUAUUAGUUUUGAAUUAAUGAGCCUUAAUUUAUACGAGCUCAUAAAGAAAAACAGUUACCAAGGAUUUAGUCUAACAUUGAUCAGGAGAUUUGCUCAUUCACUUGUUCAGUGUUUGCGUCUUUUACAUAAAGAAAAUAUUAUUCACUGUGAUCUCAAACCCGAAAACGUUUUAUUGAAACAAAGAGGUAGCAGUUCGAUAAAAGUUAUAGAUUUCGGAAGUUCCUGUUAUUCUCAUCAAAGAGUUUACACAUACAUUCAAUCUAGGUUUUAUCGUUCGCCGGAAGUUAUUUUGGGACUUCCUUAUGGCACGGCAAUAGAUAUGUGGAGUUUAGGAUGCAUUCUUGCCGAAUUAUACACGGGCUACCCACUUUUCCCAGGGGAAAAUGAAAUAGAACAAUUAGCCUGCGUUAUGGAAAUAUUGGGAAUUCCACCCGAGGACGUAAUAAGUAAUGCAUCGAGAAAAAGAUUAUUUUUCGAUUCAAGAGGUAAUCCUAGAUGCAUUACCAAUAGCAAAGGAAGAAAACGAAAACCGGGAUCGAAAGAACUUGCGAGUGCUAUUCGUUGCAAUGAUAAACAAUUUGUAGAUUUCAUCAGUCAAUGUCUGCAGUGGGACGCGAAAAAAAGACUGAACCCCGAAGAUGCACUCAGGCAUGAUUGGCUAAAAUCCUCAAGCACUUCCUCGGUAACUCAAACCUCUCAGGACCUUCGUAGAUCUCCAUCAGAGACUGGAAAUUUAGGACAGCGAAGAACAGCCUUAAAAUCAUCCGUAACCGAAUCUCAAUACACAGCAUUUAAAGUACAUAAAGCGAGAAAAUGGAAAUAUGGGGAAAGUGAAAAUUCCGAACAAAACGAUGUCGGAGGAACGACAACCGUCAAAGUAAAUGUAACGACUCCUUCUGUUAGGCAUACGUCCGCCGGUGAUGGCGAAACUAGUUUAGAUGAUUUUGGAACAUUUUUGCCCCCAAUAUUGUGA
Molecule: messenger RNA, 1839 nt
Organism: Pediculus humanus corporis (human body louse)
Lineage: Eukaryota; Metazoa; Arthropoda; Insecta; Psocodea; Pediculidae
Product: mitogen-activated protein kinase ERK-A, putative
Exons: 9
Coding region: 1-1839 (612 amino acids)
Biological process (GO): peptidyl-serine phosphorylation; peptidyl-threonine phosphorylation
Cellular component (GO): nucleus
Molecular function (GO): protein serine/threonine kinase activity; protein serine/threonine/tyrosine kinase activity; ATP binding
Source: RefSeq, a predicted model, not a curated record